AUGGUGAGCAUUUUAGUGGGAACAAAGGCUCGGAGGGAACACAAGUUCCAAUGGUGGAGCCUAAAACUAAUUUCUCUGCUAAUCAUCUCGACCGUAAUGAUUGUGGUGGGAGGUGUGGUUCUUCCUUCCCUUAAAACGCAAGGCUUAUGGAACUUCAAGGUGAAUUUAAUCGCGGGUUCUCAGAAACAAUCAUCAUCUUUGGAAGAGUUUCCGUCAGUGCUUCAAUUGGGUCAUCAAGAGAUGAAAACUCCCAUGAUGCACAUAAUUCCUUCGUUGAAUGACUUUUUCGCCCUUUCCACAGACAACAACACCGACAACAACAGCACGGAUGAUAAUCCGUAUGCUUCCUAUUUUCUGGCAAUUAACGCCUCAAAGAAUUGCGAGUUUUCUACUGUUCCAAGCAAUCUAAGUUGUUUUUAUCUUAACUGGAAUGGAUCUGGCUGUGACGCUGACAAUAGAUAUUUGCAAAUGGUAGAAUGUACAGCACUACAUGAGGCACAACCAGUUUUUUAUAUAUUUGCAAUUAUUUUGAUUCUAAUAUUCUUUUACUUGUUAGGAGACACGGCCGAAGCCUAUUUUUCUCCCUCUCUGAUCAAGAUUUCUCAGUACCUAAGGAUGUCUUCGAACCUUGCUGGUGUCACAUUACUCGCUUUGGGGAAUGGUGCGCCCGAUUUGAGCUCUAUUAUUGUCGGAAUGUUUUCGGGAAAUGUCGCCUUUGGAGUUGGAGAACCCAUUGGGGCUGGAAUGUUUGUCACAAGUGUGGUGAUGGGCUCUGUUGCUUUAUUCUCCAAUGUGAAGGGUAUUGCCAGAAGACCUUUCUUGCGAGAUGCCUUGUUUUAUCUUGUGAGUGUGUCUUAUACUUUUUUCCUUUAUAUUGAUGGGCGGGUUUACAUUUGGGAGGCAAUUUUAUGUUUAAUCAUCUAUGUGGCUUAUGUGGUCACAGUAAUCGUUGGACGAGUCAUUUACAAACGACUCAAAAAACGAAAAGAAGAGAAACAAAAAGUUCUUCAAAGGACAAAAGGGAUAAAGGUCGAACUGAAGGAUUCCCUGAUCAACAACGUUAACACUAAUCAAGAUGACGUGAAUAAGGAGACAUUAAUUUCUCCUGUUUCUCAAGAAAAUAACAGCUGUGAGAUCAGUGCCGCAACACCCUCGACGUCCACUGAGGCAAAUGUCACAGCUCGUGAUUCAUCCUUUGGCCCUGUCAUUGAAGAAGAGGGUGAAGAGUCUGACGAAGAGGAAUUCGUUGGUUGGACAAAAACAAUCGCUCGGGAUGUGCAAUUCAAAGAAACCACCAGAGCUGAUAGCAACAACAUGCACAGUCGUUUCUUUAUUCCAAAAGCAGGUAUUAUUGACUACAAGAAAAGGAGCUCAGAAAAUCAUCAACAACAAAACAAUUAUGUCAUUACUGAUUACUUUCAUAAGGACAAUGAAGAACAAUCUUCCCAGUAUUAUAAAGUGGAAGAUCACUCUGGAUUUCCCAAUGAGAAUCCAGAAGAGACUUCCAAUCAAGAGCCAGAAGAAGGAAAACUCAAAAGAUACCUCAACAAGUUUUUAGAUAGCAUCGAAUGGAACGAAAAGAAAUGGUAUGAAAAGUUAAUGUUUAUAUUUGUGGAAUGGUAUUGGGUCUUACUAAGAAAUAUUACAAUUCCCAAGAGUGAUGAAACAGAAUGGAACAAAUGGUUUGCGAUGUGUAUUCCAAUAUUUUCACCUCUUGUUCUAUUGGUUUGUGCUGGCUAUGACAAAUUCAUAUAUCUGAUCAACAAUGCAUUUCCAGUGGCAGUUUUACUCAUCAUGGUUGGAUGUAUUGUUUCCAUCAUAAUAUUCUUCACUUCAAGAAGAAAACAGCCACCCAAGUACAUGCCUAUUUUCGUGGUGUAUGCAUUUGUGCUCUGCACUGCUUGGAUUUACCUUGUGGCUAACGAACUCUUGUCCUUAUUGGAAGCAUUAGGAACCAUCAUUGGAAUUCCAAGCUCAGUUCUUGCCAUUACAGUUCUGAGUUGGGGAAAUAGUUUAUCAGACAUGAUUGCAGAUGUUGUGGUUUCCCGACAGGGUUAUCCUUCCAUGGCUCUUGGUGCCAUCUUCGGUGGACCAAUGCUGAACCUUCUGAUUGGAUUGUUUGUGGCAUUGACCUUUGCCCCCACACAACUCACCAAAUUUUGUUUCAGCUUAGAUUCAGAUCCAACUGUGAAUUUAAGUUUCAUUUUCCUUAUUGUUUCCUUACUUGCAUCUAUUAUCAUUAUUCCAUUGCUAAAGUUUAGAGCUCCAAAAGCAUUUGGUGUGUUCAUGUUUUGUCUGUACAUUGUGUAUUUGGUGAUGGCAUUGCUUUCUGCCUUGUUCCCACCUGUUCAAAAAGCAUUCACGUGGAGAGGAGAUGACCGAUGUUAA
This is a messenger RNA of Naegleria fowleri, 2388 nucleotides long. RefSeq lists its product as uncharacterized. Gene Ontology annotation, molecular function: monoatomic cation transmembrane transporter activity. Gene Ontology annotation, biological process: monoatomic cation transport; transmembrane transport. The record is from RefSeq and is a predicted model, not a curated record. Gene Ontology annotation, cellular component: membrane. The transcript has 3 exons. NCBI's taxonomy places the organism in Eukaryota, Heterolobosea, Eutetramitea, Acrasida, Naegleriidae. The coding region runs from base 1 to 2388 and encodes 795 amino acids.